CGCAUCUGUUUUCAGACUCAACUAGAGGUGGUGGUGUGGUUUCAUAAGUUUGGUGAAAUACUUCUUGAGAUCUCAGCCAAAGUUCAGUUGGAGCCUCCCAUUUGUUUGAGGCCUCAGAGACCGCAGCAGAUCAGGGGGAGGUGGGUGUAUCUGACUGGGACAGGGCUUGAAAAACUCUUGCGGGACACACUGACCCGCCAUCCACGCAACAAGGACUCCAUUGUCGCCCUCGUGCAGAACCAGAGAGGUCCGUUCGGGAUCGGGCUGAACGCAGGGGGACGGGCUUGGACGGCAGGCACGAGCUUCCGAUGCUGCAGCAGAGAUCCAGAAAAACAAGACAACAUGUCCAAGAAACUAUGUGGAACCAACUACCCGCUGAGCAUCUGCUUCAUAGUGGUGAAUGAGUUCUGUGAACGCUUCUCCUACUAUGGCAUGAAAGCACUGCUGACGCUCUAUUUCGUCACGUAUCUGAAAUGGGACAAAGACCUCUCCACUGCUAUCUAUCAUGCCUUCAGCAGCCUCUGCUACUUCACGCCAAUCCUCGGAGCCCUCAUCGCCGACUCCUGGCUGGGAAAAUUUAAGACCAUCAUCUACCUGUCCAUUGUCUAUGUGAUCGGCCAUGUGGUCAAGUCAGUGGGAGCCAUUCCCACUGUGGGAAACACAGACGUGCACAUAGCUCUGUCUAUGGUAGGCUUGAUACUCAUAGCUAUCGGCACAGGAGGGAUCAAGCCUUGCGUGGCAGCGUUUGGAGGAGAUCAGUUCGAUGAGGAGCAUGUUAGCGAGCGGCAGAAGUUCUUCUCCAUCUUCUACAUGUCCAUCAAUGCUGGGAGCCUCUUGUCCACGUUGAUCACACCUGUGCUCAGAGGUGACGUGCAGUGUUUUGGUGGGGACUGCUACGCUUUGGCCUUCGGUGUUCCUGCAGCUUUGAUGAUCGUGGCUUUAGUUGUGUUCAUUGCCGGCAGCAGUUUGUACAAGAGGAAUCCGCCUCAGGGAAACAUCCUGUUGCAAGUCUGCAAGUGUAUUGGAUUUGCAAUCAAAAACCGCUGGCGAAAUUCAAAGCAGGAGCCAAAAAGGAAGCACUGGUUGGACUGGGCCGAGGAAAAGUACUCGAAGCGUUUGAUUCAGGAAAUUAAGAUGGUUCUGCGGGUUCUGAUUCUCUACAUUCCUUUACCAAUGUUCUGGGCUCUGUUUGACCAACAGGGUUCUCGCUGGACUCUUCAAGCCACACGGAUGAACAUGGCAUUUGGAGAUUCCUUCAAUAUUAAGCCUGACCAAAUGCAGAUGCUGAAUGCUCUGCUGAUUCUUCUCUUUGUGCCCAUCUUUGACCUCAUCAUAUAUCCACUCGUUGGGCUUUGCAAAAUCAAAAUCACGCCUCUGAGGAAAAUGGCCACCGGGAUGAUUUUUGCAGCGCUCGCUUUUGUAGCAGCCACGCUGGUGGAGAUAAAUGUUGUGAAAACAGUGGUGGAUCCAGCACCUGCAGGAAAAUGUCUCCUGCAGGUCGUCAACUUAGUACAAGGAGACAUCAGCGUGAAAAUCCCUAAUAAUGAAAUAUUUCCAGACACCUUUGCAUACCUUCAGGACCCUCCUAAAUAUGAGAUGCUUGAACUGGAGACCUCCAGGACCGAUCUAAACAUUGAAGUUAGCUUCUCUGGAUCGAAGGUGGUUUGCCAGGAGACAUUUGAAGAACAGAAGGCUCACAGUCUCAUCAUAUACAAAGUUGACACUCUACUUCAGUGCAUGGUGGUGGAGGACAACAUACAGAAAAAUACAGAUGGAAAGCCUUUUGUGCGGUUCUUCAGCACUCUGCAGGAAGCCAUGAACAUCACUAUUGGGGAGGUGAACUUCUACGCCCCCCCUGGUUACAGAAUGUCUUCCAAUGACACUGUGGAUCGAAGAGAAUACCCAUCAGUCCCCUGUGACCUGCAGUCGGAGGACUGUCCUGAUCUCAACCUGGGCCUGCUGGACUUUGGAGCCUCUUACACCUUCAUACUCAUGAAGGAAUCAGGUAAAAUUGUGGCUGAAAAGAUGGAGGAUGUGAAAGCCAACAGCGUGCACAUUGCCUGGCAGGUCCCUCAGUACGUCCUUCUAACGGCUGGAGAAGUCAUGUUCUCCAUCACAGGCCUGGAGUUCUCCUACUCACAGGCUCCAUCCAACAUGAAGUCAGUCCUGCAGGCCGGCUGGCUGCUCACCGUUGCAUUUGGGAAUGUGAUAGUGCUGAUUGUGGCGGAGGGGGCGGGGCUGGAGCAGUGGAAAGAGUUUGUGCUGUUCGCCGGCCUCCUGCUGGGCGUCUGCAUCAUAUUCUCCAUCAUGUCCAUUUUCUACAAGUACGUUGACCCAGAAGGCAUGGACAAGAUUAACCUGGAGGACUCCAAGGAGGAAGAUGAGACUGACGAGAAGAAGAUUAGCAUGAAGCUGAACAAAAGUGCAAAGAGCACCAGAAUGUAAUUUUUUUACUCAUAAGCACCUUUGUUUUAAUUUGUCUCCUUUUUGCUAUGGUAUUAUUCUUCAAAAACCUGAUGUGACAUGACUGCUAGACCAUUCCUGUCGUUUGAAAUUCAGUAUUUCUCUCAGAAAUGCAUUCAGUGACAUUUAUUUUUUGCUAAGAUUUAAACAAAUGUCUGAAGGACAGCACGCACAAAAGAGGUUUAAAAGAUUGUUUUUGGAUUCAUCAUUUUACAGUAAUUACAUUCAUAUUUGAUGAUGUGCUGUAUGUUGUCUUUUUCUGAGGUAAAAUUGUAAUCACAGACUAUUGAAGCAGCAUCUGACUAAAUAAAUCUGAAGCAUAUUUUAAUGAAGUUUUGGUGCAACAUCCAGAUGAACAGUUUGAGAGCAGAUUUGUAAAAGAAAAGCACAAGAAAAUCUAAAGAUGUGAAAAAAAAUGUUUCCUUUGAGAAAUUGGAGAAACUGAUUUUAGCAACUGUUUGGUUCACAUUUCCAGAAUAACAACACAUUUUCAGUUGUCAAGAUGUUUUUUUAAAAACUCAAAAAACAAAACAAACAAAAAAAAAAGUUCUCAACUUUUAUUCUGACUCCAUCUGGUGGUGGACUGGAACACUUGUUUUGGGCAGAAAUGUGAUGAAAAAUGAGACCAUGUGCUUUUAAUUUGAAAAUACAUGUAAACAAUUAAAGCUUUCAGUUUGAGACGCAUAAACAAACCUUGUAAAUGUAUGUAAAUAAAAUGUGACUGGGAUUUGA
Molecule: messenger RNA, 3195 nt
Organism: Oryzias melastigma (Indian medaka)
Lineage: Eukaryota; Metazoa; Chordata; Actinopteri; Beloniformes; Adrianichthyidae
Gene: slc15a2
Product: solute carrier family 15 member 2
Exons: 23
Coding region: 343-2445 (700 amino acids)
Biological process (GO): oligopeptide transport; transmembrane transport
Cellular component (GO): membrane
Molecular function (GO): dipeptide transmembrane transporter activity
Source: RefSeq, a predicted model, not a curated record